Messenger RNA from Aspergillus eucalypticola CBS 122712, 1181 nucleotides. RefSeq names its product NuoB/complex I 20 kDa subunit family protein. Lineage: Eukaryota; Fungi; Ascomycota; Eurotiomycetes; Eurotiales; Aspergillaceae. Bases 127 to 825 code for a protein of 232 amino acids. Gene Ontology annotation, biological process: aerobic respiration; mitochondrial respiratory chain complex I assembly; electron transport coupled proton transport. The transcript has 4 exons. Gene Ontology annotation, molecular function: NADH dehydrogenase (ubiquinone) activity; 4 iron, 4 sulfur cluster binding; quinone binding. The record is from RefSeq and is a predicted model, not a curated record.
UAAUAUCUUGCCACCAUUGACAGACUGGACUACAAGCCUCCACUCUUCUGACAGUUCAUACGGGUUUUGCACGCAAGGUCGCUUCUCUUUAUCUCUGUGCACAUUGUUACUGGGAGCGAUACAGCCAUGCUGCCUCUCACCGGUCGCGCCAUUCCAGGCGCCAUCCCAAGCGCUCUUCAUGUGCGACCGCGUAUCACAUCUUGCCAUUUCCGAAUUCAGCCAGUUUCGUUCCUUUCGACCUCUUCAAUUAAGUCGGCAACAGCAAUCGAACAGCGGGGACAGUCUGGCCAAGCGCUCACUGCUUCUGGAAAGGUGCGGAAAGAGGUGCCCUUACCGAGCCAGGAGAAAAAGGAGGGUGCUAUGCAAUAUGUCCUUACCACGCUUGACCAAGUCGCUAACUGGGCCCGCCAAAGUUCUUUGUGGCCCAUGACCUUUGGUCUCGCCUGCUGUGCAGUUGAGAUGAUGCAUCUUUCGACCCCCAGAUAUGACCAGGAUCGUCUUGGAAUCAUUUUCAGAGCAUCACCUCGGCAAUCGGAUGUCAUGAUCGUGGCAGGCACAUUGACAAAUAAGAUGGCUCCCGCUCUCAGACAGGUGUAUGACCAAAUGCCUGACCCUCGUUGGGUCGUCAGUAUGGGAAGUUGUGCCAAUGGCGGUGGUUAUUACCACUACAGUUAUUCUGUUGUUCGCGGAUGCGAUAGAAUCGUACCCGUGGAUGUCUAUGUUCCCGGAUGUCCGCCGACCUCCGAAGCAUUGAUGUACGGAAUCUUUCAACUUCAAAAGAAGAUGCGGCACACAAGGAUCACCCGCAUGUGGUACCGCCGUUAAGCUCAACUUGGAAUUACUUCCUCCCUAUUCUACUCAAGGGUUGGAACGGACAGGUUCGGACGUAGACUGUAUAAGAAGUCCUAUCCUGGAAAUCUAGUAUGUGCUCUCGUGCAUUACCGAACAUUACCAGCGCGCAAUUGAUAGGGGGAGGGAUAAAAGGGAAGUGGAGGCUUAACUUCCAACAGGCAUACCAGGUGUGUCAUGUUCAUGGUUGAGCAAGGAGAUCCGGCCAACAUGUAUUGUAUGCAAUAACUGCAAGCCACUUUCCUAGGUAUAUUAGAACGGGGUUAGGGACUUGGCUGCAAAUUCACACUGAUAUUCUGCGCUCUUGUACGGCUCACACUCAAACGUCUCAU